Lecanosticta acicola is the source of this 2767-nucleotide messenger RNA. NCBI's taxonomy places the organism in Eukaryota, Fungi, Ascomycota, Dothideomycetes, Mycosphaerellales, Mycosphaerellaceae. The record is from the annotation of a GenBank genome assembly.
AUGGUUCAGGCAGUCCCUCUCGAGAACGAGAACGGCGGCACAGCAAUGGCAAGCGGCACAUCAAUGGACGCCCAACACCACGAGGUCACGCCCAACCUCUCCACCCUCCCACCCCCCGACUUCAACUGGCAGAUUUCCCUCCAAGACAAGGUCAUCGCCAUCACCGGCGCGAACCGGGGCAUUGGCCUGGGCAUCGCCGAGGUAUGCCUCGCCAACCAAGCCCGGGCCGUCUACUCUCUCGACCUCAUGGACCCCUCGGAAGACUUUGAGGCUCUCUCCAAGCGGAACCCGGGCCGCUUCAAGUACAAGCAGAUGGACGUGACCGAGGAAGCGAGCGUGCAAGCCGCCGUCGACGCCAUCGUGGCCGCGGAAGGCGCGCUGCACGGCAUGGUCUGCAACGCGGGCAUGACGAAGCACCAGCCGGCGCUGGACUUCUCCCUCGAGCAGGUGCGCCAGCUGUUCGAGCUCAACGUCUUCGGCGUGUGGAACUGCGCGACGGCCGCCGCGCGCACCUUCAUCGCCCGCGGCAUCAAGGGCUCCAUCGUCUGCACCGCCUCCAUGACCUCCUACCGCCCCAACCGCGCCGCCCCUUCCGCGCCCUACGGCGGCACCAAGGCCGCCGUGCGCAACAUGACGCACACGCUCGCCAUGGAGUGGGCCAAGCACGGCAUCCGCAUCAACAGCAUCAGCCCCGGCUUCGUCAGGACCGCCAUGACGUACUACGUGGAGCGCGCGCCCGACUGGGAUCUCAAGAUGCAGUACUAUGGCGGCAUGCCGCGAUUGGCCCUGCCGCAGGAGCUGGGCGGCGCCUAUGUCUACCUCUUGUCCGACCAGGCGAGCUAUACCACCGGAAUCGACAUUCCCAUUGCCGGUAAGUCGUCGGGAGAAGAGUCUCCACAGUCUUGUUGUUGUUCUUGCGCCCUUGAUCCUGAUCCUGAUCCCCCCUAGGCAUCGUCGGAGCUUGGUGAUCUCGAGAGGGAGGAGUGCGAGCGCGAGGGACGUGGAUUCGCGAGGAAAGCAUUUGCAGGCGCUCCGGGUCGGGGAGCAUUCAUUCAUGGUUAUUAUGUGUCUAGACAUGCUGCUACGAGAGAUGAUGACACCACGAGAAUAUCAGAAUUACAUCUUCCCACGCCUCAAGACCAGUGACCAGCUUCUUCUUCUUCUUCUCCUCCUUCUUCUCCACACUCCCCAUCAGAACCCACGGGGCCCGUAACCGCAUCCGUCUGCUCCUAGCUUACCUGUCACCCGGUACAUACUAGUAUGCAUGAAGUAUUCUUCCAACCCCGUACGAGACGACCUCGUCUCGGUCGACCAUGCACGUCAUAUAUCAAACGCAAACGAACGACUGUGGAGAAAAAUGAACCCCAGCAAUAUCCAUUCCCACACGUCCAUAAUAAGGUGGGUAGCUCGUCCCGGGGGAACGGACGACACAUAUCUUGCACGUGAAAGCCGCGAGAUCUCCCUCCCUCCCUCCCACAUCUCCUCUCCUCUGUUUUGUCCUCCUCUGUUUGUCGUCGACCAACCCCCCCGCCACCUUAUCCCUUCCCGAAUCCCAAUCCCAAUCCCAAAUCCUCCAGAAUUAAAACAAACAAAACGAAGAAAAAACUCACAAUGUCCUCCCCCUCCUCCUCCCCCACAUCCCCCCCCAAGAAACCCCUCCACCUCCCCAAAAACAAAUCACCCUCUCCCGCAAAAUCAUCGCCAUAACCGGCGCAAACCGCGGCAUCGGCCUCGGAAUAGCCGACUGCUGCCUGUCCAACGCCGCCGAGGCCGUCUAUUCCAUCGACAUCUCCGCCUCACCCCCGGGAGAAGAAUUCGAAGCCCUAGCCAAAAAAUAUCCGGGGAGAUUACAUGCCAUCCGUGCCGAUGUCACGCGCGAGGCGGAAGUGACGGAGGCGGUGGAGAAAAUUCUGCGCGAGGCGGGCGGGUUGCAUGGUAUGGUGGUGAAUGCGGGGCGGACGCGGCAUAAGGCCGCGUUGGAGUUUACGGAGGAGGAGAUUGAGGGGUUGUGGAGGGUGAAUGUGAGUUUUUCUGGCAAGUUUUUCUUUUCUUUUGGUGGUUCUGGUGGUGGUGGUGGAAGGGGUAGGGGGUUUGCUUGCAACAAUACAGAAAUUCUCUGUUGUGUGGUGUUGAUGUUGGGGAAUUGACAGUUAUUUGGAUCGUUUUACUGCGCUCGCGUCGCGGCGAGAGCAUUCAUCAAGCAGGACGUCAAGGGCUCGAUUGUCUUUACGGCUUCCAUGGCAUCUUACAGACCGAAUAGUAAGCAAGCAACCGCCCAUAUCGUGCUGGAGCCGCCCUCUUACGAGAAGUUGACGUCGGUUGCAGAGAGAGUGCCGUCAGCACCCUAUGGGGCCUCGAAAGCUGGAGUCCGUAACAUGACACAUACCCUGGUAUGUUCCUGAGCCUCGCCGGAUGGGUACGCAUAGCUGAUCCCUCCCAGAGCAUGGAAUGGGCCAAGUACGGAAUCCGGGUAAAUUCCGUCAGCCCGGGCCUGGUCAAGACGGCCAUGACCUAUUGGGUCGAGCAGCAACCAGACUGGGAGCAGCAGCUCAAGUACUACGGCGGUAUCCCUCGCCUCGCAGAGGUUGAGGAGCUGGGCGGGGCCUAUGUGUACUUGCUCAGCGACGCCGCAAGCUAUACAACUUCGAUCGACAUUCCAGUGAAUGGGGUCAUUGGCAGUAAGUUGCGCUCAUCCAAGCCGGGUAAAUGUGAAUUGACGGCAAGCAGUUUGUUAAGCCAAUCGCAUGGGCAAAUCUUGGUAGAGUGA